AGUUUUUUUUUGUUAAUUUUAUUAUUUUUUAUUCAUAAAUAGUCUCUUCAAUUGAAAAGUUAGUUUUAGUUGAAUUUUAUUUGAAUAGUCAUGACUUCAUCACUACAACAAAGUGUGUCUCAAGUAAUCAAUUCAACAGAAGAUAUAGACAUUGAGCGGUCAUUUGAAGUGUGGAUCAAUCGUAGUCUUAAACGUAGACCAGAUUUGGCCAAAAAGAUUAAUGUUAUUUAUCAGAUAAAUAUCAAGUUUGGUCCCAACUCUGUCAAGCCGUGGACUCUUGACUUAACCACUGGUUCCGGUAAUUAUUAUAAAGGAUCUAAAAGUGAUGUCAAGUGUAGUAUAGGUCUAACGGACAGCGAUUUAGCUAAUAUUCUGAUCAAUAAAAAUUAUUUACGAAAGUUAUUUGUUGAGAGAAAACUGUCUCUCAAAGGCACGAGAGUGGCGUUAGAAAAGUUUCAACAGUUUUGGGUCGAAUCAGACAAUUGUAACAAAGAUUUUAAGUUUAUUAUGAAAUCUAAAGAUGAGACCAAAUCUGAUGAUAUGGUUAUUGCUAACGAAAAUCAUAGUCUACUCGACUCUUUCAAUUGCAAUGGAUUUAAAAGCGAUGUAAUAUUUCAUACAUUGAAGAAUCGUAUGCACGAAGAAAAAGAUAUCGUUAAACAAUUGUCGGGAAUAAUGCAGUUUGACAUCAAUAAGGAUGAUAUCAAAUCUGUUUGGACAAUCGAUUUUACACAACCAUUGGGACAAAAUGUAUAUCCCGGUGCUCCUAAAGGCAAACCCGUUUGCAUCCUUUCAAUGGCUGACGAAGAUUUUGCUAAAAUGAUGGUCAAUAAGUUAAAUCCACAAAAGGCAUUUAUGAUGGGAAAGAUGAGAGUAAAGGGACAAAUACUCGCCAUUUAUAAGUUGUUUACCGUUUGGAUUGACGCGGCUUUUAAUAAGAAAAGAGCACCAGAAGUGCCAUAUAUUGAAAAGAUUUUGUUUAGUAAUGAUUUGAUAUCCGGAUUAAAGAGUGAGAUAAUUAUAUUUCGAUUAAUCCAACGGUUUGUCAAAUAUUCACAGCUGUGUAAAGAAGUUGAAGGAAAUUAUUAUUUCAAUAUUACUAAAGACUCUAAAUUAGUGUCCAAAUGGAAACUGGAUUUCUCUUCAGACAAAACUUGUGGUGUAUUUAGUCGAUUGACCAUUGAUUCCGACUCAAAGUUUGAGCCAUUAAUUACUAUAGAAGACAUUGAUUUUGCUUUAAUGGCACUCAAUAUGUUAAAUAUUGAAAAGGCGAUGACAUCUAAUCGUAUUAAAGGAGACAUCACUUUAGCCCCAAAACUUUUUAAGAUUUUUCAGUCAACAUAUAUUCAAAAAAAGAUGUCCAGAGUAUCGUCUUUGGAAAUAACAAAAGAUAAUCCAAACACUAAUAAUAAUAAUAUUGAAAACAAUUACUUGACUGUAGAUCAAGAAAUAGACAGCAACAACAAGAUGUGGUCAAUAAUGGAUUCAGUCAAAGAUCAAUUGGCAAAGAUUGAACUCUGGGGUAAUAAAAUUGGAGUUAAUUUAGUUGUUGUUUCCGAUAAAGUGAGAAACAGUUCCCGAAAAACACUAAUGUGUCAGUUAUUGGUUGAUGAGUCUUCAAAUGAUUUACUUUUAGAUUUCGGUGAUUUGACUUAUUUUUAUGGAACAGCUUUUAAACGACUUUACUUUAAUUUAUUUGUCAUAAGUUGGGGACUUUUGGCUCUCUUUCUUUAUUUAUUAAUUUCUGGAAAUAAUAACGAAGAACAAGAAUGGAUAACAAAAUUUGAGAAAAAUUGGAGAAACACUUAUUUCAGAGCUCCGAAAAUUAAGAGUAAAGUGAUCGACAACUUUGCUAAGUGUGCCGAUAAGGCCACUAAAACGGUUAAACUGGCCAUUGCUUGUUAUGCCCUCUUUAUUGUUGGGCUCAGCAUUUAUGGCGGUAUCACAAACUUUUCAUCAUUUGAUAGAUCAGCUCUAAUAUAUACUAUAUGGUCAAUAGUAUUAGUUAUAUGGUGUGCAAUAACUUCAACAAUAAAUCUGAUAGCUUUGGGUCACUAUUAUCUGCUAACCCGAGCCAUAAUCAUACGUUUCAGUGAAGUUCACAACGAUUUUGAAUAUGGCAUAAGAAAUAAACCUCAGUCUGAACCCUGGGUUUUGUCCAAACUGUUUGAGAAACACUACUUGACCUGCGAUUUGGUCAAAGGCGUUGUUCUCAUUUACAUAAUUAUCAAUGGAUUGCAAUUGCUAUUGGUUUCAGUGUCGUCAGCAAAGAUCACAUCAAUGGCCCACAAACCGUAUCAUGUGGUCCACGGUAUCGGCAAAAUGGUUAUCCCAGAAAACGUUCAAAAUCAGGCCCAAUUAUUUGUUGAAAGACUUAGCAGUAGUUCAGUUGGUAUGACUAUAUUGGAUGGUUUUGUGGUAUCGGGAGGAGUCCUAUCGAGUAUCUUAACGGGAAUAAUCACUUACUUUUCAAUUAUAGUCGAAAUGAACUGA
Molecule: messenger RNA, 2493 nt
Organism: Oppia nitens
Lineage: Eukaryota; Metazoa; Arthropoda; Arachnida; Sarcoptiformes; Oppiidae
Exons: 13
Coding region: 91-2493 (800 amino acids)
Cellular component (GO): cytosol
Source: RefSeq, a predicted model, not a curated record